AUGAGAUUUCCUACCCUAAUUGACGAAUCUGGUACCUCUUUUGGGGACGACCAGGGGAAGGCGCAUGCGUUAGGGCGAUUUUUUGCCAAUGUAUUUGAAAAGGCUGAUGAUGACAACCACGCAAUGAGCAUGCCUUGGGCAAUGGCUCGCAUCUCCGAAUCUAUAGAUGAUAUGACUGCUUCCAACCCGAUGUCCCUCAGCCUUAUAGUUGUCAAUCAGUGCUGUUAUGUUCGCCAUGGCUUCCAUUCCUUCUUCAGAGCUUGGCUUUCGCAGGAGUCCUAUCCUCGCUUUCCUGAUGUUUUCCUAACUGAUGCAUCGCUUCGGUUCGGAUGUGCCGUGUUUCUGCCUGUUAUUGCUGCCAUCUACUUCUUUUCCCCCAUUAAUGUUCCUGAGAGUGCCUUUGUUGCUGCAGUGCUUUACCAUGAUUAG
Molecule: messenger RNA, 429 nt
Organism: Cylicocyclus nassatus
Lineage: Eukaryota; Metazoa; Nematoda; Chromadorea; Rhabditida; Strongylidae
Source: the annotation of a GenBank genome assembly